CGAUUCUCGCGCAGCCUUGUCCAAGAUGGCGAUCGGAUCGAAGAUAGAGUUAGGCCGGAUUGUUUUGUAUGUGUUCUUUCCUGUGGCAGUAUUCCUUUACUUUAAUUUUCCUGGGUCAUAUGAAGAGUACAUGACACAGAAAAAGAAAGAGAUUUACCCACCGGAUGAAGAGUGCUAUAAACCACCAACGUCAGUUGAGGGUUUACUUAAAGCCAGGGAAAAAAUAUUAGAAGAAAGAAGAAAAGAGAGGGCUCAAAACAAGACAGAGUAAUAACAAUGUAAUGAUUUUACUAUAAAAUGUACAAAACAAGCAAGGAAAAAAAUCUUUCAAUUCUGAAACAAAUGUUUCAUCUUUACUUGAUAAGACAUUUAUCUUGUCACAUGACAGAUUUAAUGUGCUAUAAAUAAGAGUGGAAUGUACAAAAUGCAUGUUUUCUAGCUUACUAAACUUGUGUAAAAAAAGUAUUAAAAUAAUAACACUCCCAUAAUUUACGGUGUGUAUUGGUUACACUUUUCCCUGGUCUUUUUAUGCAUACACUAUUUUGGUUACACACUUUUCGUAACAUUAUGUGGUACUUUUUAUAAGAAUAUUUUGCUUAUAAUCAACAAUGUUAUCUCAAAUCCUAGUAAUAAUAACUGGGAAUAGUUAUAUAAUAACUAGUAAAACAAGGAUUUAAGACUUGAUGCAAAUAAUUAUCAUUUGUUUUAGAACUGUAAAUUUCCACUUUGUAAUAUAAUAGUAUUUGAUUAUGAGAGAAAAAGUAGUGUUAUGUCAAGUACUAUAAAAGCUGCCACUCUUUU
Molecule: messenger RNA, 801 nt
Organism: Orbicella faveolata
Lineage: Eukaryota; Metazoa; Cnidaria; Anthozoa; Scleractinia; Merulinidae
Product: protein PET100 homolog, mitochondrial-like
Biological process (GO): mitochondrial respiratory chain complex IV assembly
Cellular component (GO): mitochondrial inner membrane; mitochondrion
Source: RefSeq, a predicted model, not a curated record